AAAAAAGUUCCUCCGCAAGACUUCGAUUUUCUCCCUCAGCAUCUCUCUUCAGUAUUCAAUCUUCCCACAGGAUCUAUUCUUAGCCGCCAAGAUGACGAAUGGAUGCGAAGCCCAGCGCCGCAAGCAAAAGCUCAACGGCAAGAACGCUGGCAAGGGAGGCACUUCGCAGCUGAAAGCCAAUGAGAAGGCCAUGGACAUCCAGUGCAAGAUCUGCCGGCAGCCUUUCCUCAGCACAGUGCGCGCCCCCGCCCUAACCCAGCACGCAGUCAACAAGCACGACAAUAUGAAGCUUUCGGAUUGUUUCCCCAACUAUGUUGAACAGGGAAAGAAAUAGAGAGGGCGUGAUCGAUAUAUAUAUAUAUAUAUCUUGAGGCUAUAUAAAAUACUCGUGACGAGAUAUCACAUCCACGGGGAUGCGAGGUAGUUGGGCGUACUGGAGCGAGACACUGGGGG
This is a messenger RNA of Penicilliopsis zonata CBS 506.65, 453 nucleotides long. RefSeq lists its product as hypothetical. The record is from RefSeq and is a predicted model, not a curated record. The coding region runs from base 92 to 334 and encodes 80 amino acids. The transcript is spliced from 3 exons. NCBI's taxonomy places the organism in Eukaryota, Fungi, Ascomycota, Eurotiomycetes, Eurotiales, Aspergillaceae.